Phanerochaete carnosa HHB-10118-sp is the source of this 669-nucleotide messenger RNA. RefSeq lists its product as uncharacterized. Gene Ontology annotation, molecular function: enzyme regulator activity; calcium ion binding. Bases 56 to 505 code for a protein of 149 amino acids. The record is from RefSeq and is a predicted model, not a curated record. The transcript is spliced from 7 exons. Lineage: Eukaryota; Fungi; Basidiomycota; Agaricomycetes; Polyporales; Phanerochaetaceae.
CACCCUCCAUCUUCCUUCAGACACCACCUUUCUUCUCUCUUUCACAUCUACACAAAUGGCCGACCAAUUGUCCGAGGAGCAGAUUUCUGAGUUCAAGGAGGCUUUCUCCCUCUUCGACAAAGACGGCGAUGGCACAAUCACCACUAAGGAGCUCGGCACUGUCAUGCGCUCGCUCGGCCAGAACCCGACCGAGGCUGAGCUGCAGGACAUGAUCAAUGAAGUCGACGCGGACGGCAACGGCACGAUCGAUUUCCCCGAAUUCCUGACGAUGAUGGCGCGCAAGAUGCGCGACACAGAUUCGGAGGAGGAGAUCAAGGAAGCCUUCAAGGUUUUCGACAAGGACGGAAACGGCUACAUCUCCGCUGCCGAGCUCCGGCACGUCAUGACCAACCUCGGCGAGAAGCUGUCCGACACAGAGGUUGAUGAGAUGAUCCGUGAAGCAGACGUAGACGGCGAUGGUCAGAUCAACUACGAGGAAUUCGUGAAGAUGAUGCUCUCAAAGUAAACAUCGACGCUUGCGCCCUCCUCUCUAGUCUAUCUCUCCCUAGCCUCGUGUGCUUUGCAUUAUCAAGUUAUUUGGAUGGUCCGCAAACUCCGUGUAGUAUGGUAUAUGAAAGAAGUGAAGCCAAACGAACUUGCUAUUUAAUGUUCAUCUAUAAUUUUUCUGGA